AUGACCACCGACCCGCUGCUGUCGCCGGCUCCACCCGUCAUGCCGUUCGAAGGCAGCAGUGUUACUAUUAGUAACUCGGUUCCAAGUAACGCUAUCGCGCUUCUCGUCGCUGUAGCCGCGCUACUGUGCUACAUCAUCUACGUCAUUCUCAUCAAGCCGCUGCGCCUUCGCCGGCAUUUCACGAAGCAAGGCAUUCCCUUUCUCCCAUUCAGGCCUCUGGUUGGUCAGCUUCCAGAUUUCGUCAACCGCGCGCCUAAGCCCAUACCGGCGUCCGAGCCUGCGCCACUAGGUCCGGCAAGCCUGGGCCCGCUGGUGUGGAAGUGGAGGUGCGAGCUGGGGACGGUCUUCGGGCUCUCCUUCGGCGGCUUCCAGCCAAUCUUCAUUGCCGAGCCCGACCUCUUGCACCAGAUUAUGGUGUCAAAGAAUUCGUGCUUCCAGAAGGAUCAGAACUCGCGGCGCACGGUGGACUUUCUGGCGAACGGGCUGGUGUUCUCCGAGGGCGCCUUUUGGGCGCGGCAGCGCAAGAUGAUCAGCCCGGCGUUCAGCCCUGCCUACAUCAAGCACGCAGUGACAGUAAUGGAUGACCAAGCGCGCAGGGCAGUGCGGCAGUGGGUUCACGCAGUCAACCAUACCAGCGACGGCAACCAAAGUGGCGGCGGCAGUGGCAGCGGCGUGUGUGAGAUUGACAUGUAUGCUGCCUUCACCUCUCUCGCUCUCGAAAUCAUCGGCCUUGCUGCAUUUGGCAGCACUGUCAGCAGCAGUGGGGUGGGCACGGAUGGUGGUAGUGGGAAGGAGACGGAGGAGGAUAGGAGUGUGAAGGAGGCGUACAGAGGAGGGGAGGGGGGGAGGAGAGUGAGGGACGUGUAUGAGGCGGUGGAUGUUCUGAGCACGCGGAGCGCCAAGAGGAUGUUCUCAGGCCGCCUCUUCAUCCCCUUCUACACCUGGCUGCCAACGCAGGAGAACCGGGAGAUGCAGCAAGCAGUGGAGAGGGUGAGGCGCCUGUCUCUCGACCUCAUUGCCACGCGCAGACAGCAGCUAGCAGUGCGUGCUUGCUUGGGUUGGUGUGUGGGCAAACGGGAGGGAGUGGGGGGCAGGGCGAGCGGGGAUUCCCCCCAUCUUCCCAACCCCAACCCCAUUCCCCCCUCCUUUCUUCCUUUUCUCCCCAUGGUUCCUUUCUUCCUUUCGAGUGGCGUUUUCUGGCCUGCAGCAGGCCACGAGACAACAGCCAAGCUGCUGACGUGGGGCGUGUACCUGCUGGCGCGCUUCCCUGAGUGGCAGCAAAGGCUGCGGGAGGAGGUGUGGCAGGUGAUGGGGGAGCAUGCGGAUGCAGGGCAAGGGGCCAAGGAGGGCGGAGGGGAAGGGGAGAAGGAGGAGGGCGGAGGGGAAGGGGCACGGGGCAAGGGGAGAGUGGGUGGAGUGGAGGUGACAUGGGAGCAAGUGGCGCAGCUGAGGCAGAUGCACAUGGUUCUGCUCGAGACACUAAGGCUCUUCCCACCCACGCCUGUCAUCACCCGGGAGGCCAGCAAGGACGUCUUCCUGGGCCCCUACGCCAUCCCUGCCGGCACGCGCAUCAUGAUGUCACUUGCCAUGCCACACAGCGACCCGCGCUACUGGGGGGAGGAUGCGCUCGAGUUCAACCCGGCGCACUUCAAGG
Messenger RNA from Closterium sp. Naga37s-1, 1654 nucleotides. Lineage: Eukaryota; Viridiplantae; Streptophyta; Zygnematophyceae; Desmidiales; Closteriaceae. The record is from the annotation of a GenBank genome assembly.